Schistosoma rodhaini is the source of this 7767-nucleotide messenger RNA. NCBI's taxonomy places the organism in Eukaryota, Metazoa, Platyhelminthes, Trematoda, Strigeidida, Schistosomatidae. The record is from the annotation of a GenBank genome assembly.
AUGAUGGAUCAUAUAAAUUAUUUGAGCUUGCUAAAAAUGAACAUAGGACAGAACCUUCAGCCUGACGGAUUUCAACCGGAAUCUCUAAGGUCUGAUCCUUUAACAAGGGAACAUAAUAACCAAUCGAGAGAAUCAAAUUCGAAUUAUAUUUUUAAAAAUAUCCAUCAAUACGAACAAGAAGAGAAAGUAGUAAAUAAUAUCAAUGGACCACUAUAUGCAGAUUCGACAGCAUUAAACAGCGUUAUGAGUGACCAACAGUCACAUGCCCCAAAUCAAAAUCUUUUAUCAGAUACUGGUCUUCAUACACGUACUAGUGUCACAAACACUACUGGUGUAACCGGACUAUCUGGAAUAGCUGGCAUAGCUGCGGCAGCUGCAAAUCAACAGGGAAAGCCACUUAAUUUAGCUGCUCUUACUUUGGCUGCUCAGUCUGUUGCUGCCAAGAAGAGAGCUGGAGCUAGAGCACAAGCCGCUAAUACGAGACCAGAGCGUACUUUGUUCUGCUUAACACUUAGGAAUUCUUUGAGAAAAGUGUGCAUAAAAAUUGGAGAAUGGAAACCAUUUGAAUACCUUAUUCUUCUUACAAUAAUGGCUAACUGUUGUGCACUUGGUGCCAUAACACCAUAUCCUGAUGGGGAUUCAAAUACUCUCAAUCACAUACUGGAAAAAAUUGAAAAUGUAUUUAUAGUUAUCUUUACUGUGGAAUGUGUUUUAAAAAUUAUAGCUUUUGGUUUUGUUAUGCAUCCAGGAGCAUAUUUACGUAAUGCAUGGAAUAUACUUGAUUUUACUAUAGUUAUCUUAGGACUUUUACAACCACUUAUUCAACAAAUGGUUGAACAAUCUGGUGUAGAUGUUAAAGCACUUCGUGCUUUCAGAGUAUUGAGACCAUUACGUCUAGUAUCUGGUUUACCAAGCUUACAAGUUGUAUUGAAUUCUAUCAUGCGUGCUAUGGUACCUCUUUUACAUAUUGCAUUAUUAGUUAUCUUUGUAAUCAUUAUUUAUGCAAUUGUUGGCUUAGAAUUAUUCUCUGGUAAAUUGCAUGCUACAUGUUAUGAUUUUUUAACAGGUGAAAUAGAAGAUAAUCCAUCACCAUGUAGUUUAAAUCAACGUGGUGCAUUGUGUACAGGUUCAACAAUUUGUUAUGAUUUUAAAUUGGAUAUGAGUUAUGCAGCUGUUGCUGAAAGAAAACAAUUAGCUGAAGCAAUUUUAGCUGGUAAUAUUACACCACCAUUACCACAACCAGAAAGAUGGGUUGGACCAAAUUAUGGUAUAACUAAUUUUGAUAAUUUUGGUUUAUCUAUGCUAACUGUAUUUCAAUGUAUUACUAUGGAAGGUUGGACACAAGUUUUAUACUGGGUUAAUGACUCACAGGGGAUGCUAUAUCCAUGGAUUUACUUUAUCAGUAUGAUCAUUAUAGGAUCAUUUUUUGUUAUGAACUUAGUACUGGGUGUUUUAAGCGGAGAGUUUUCAAAAGAACGAGAAAAAGCUAAAAAACGUGGUAAAUAUCAGAAAGCUAGGGAACAGAUGCAAUUUGAAGAAGAUGUACAAGGUUACUUAGAUUGGAUUAGUGCAGCUGAAGAUAUUAGUGAUGAUGAAGAAACUACGAAUAAAGAAGAUGAAAAAGAAAAAAAAUUUCAUUGGUGUGCUGCAUGUCGAACCACCUCAUCUUCAGCUACUGAUGACUUCGAAGAGGAAGAGGAAGAUCCAUCUGAACAUGGACUGGAUGAUGGCGGUGGUGGACAUCGUAGUCAGUCAUCAUCACAACAACAUCAGUAUUUUUUCUGUAUUCCAUUGAAAGGAAGGCGAUCACGGCGGUGGAACCGUCGUUGUCGACGUUCUUGUCGUCGGCUUGUUAAAUCUCAGACAUUUUACUGGAUAGUUAUAGUCCUUGUUUUUUUAAAUACUGGUGUUCUCACUUCAGAGCAUUAUGGACAACCACUGUGGCUUGACGAUUUUCAAGAUAUGGCCAAUAUUGUAUUUGUUGUCCUGUUUUCUAUUGAAAUGUUAAUUAAAAUGUAUAGUUUAGGAAUACGAUGUUAUUUUGAUUUUAUGUUUAAUCGAUUUGAUUUUUUUGUUGUUAUAUGUAGUAUUAUUGAAGUUGUUCUAAUACAAACUAAAGUUAUGCCACCAUUAGGUGUAUCUGUAUUACGUUGUGCACGUUUAUUACGUGUAUUUAAAGUAACCAGAUAUUGGAGUAGCUUACGUAAUUUAGUUGGUUCAUUAUUAGCUAGUUUAAAAUCAAUUGUUAGUUUAUUAGUUCUAUUAUUUUUAUUCAUUGUAAUAUUUGCAUUACUUGGUAUGCAAUUAUUUGGUGGAAGAUUUAAUUUUCCUAGAGAAGAAAAGCCAAGAUCAAAUUUUGAUAGUUUUUAUCAAUCAUUAAUAACAGUUUUUCAAAUUUUAACUAGUGAAGAUUGGAAUGAAGCUAUGUAUAAUGGAAUUCGUUCAUAUUCGAAUAGUCGUGUUGGUAUUAUGGUCUGUUUGUACUAUGUUAUACUUUUUAUUUGUGGAAAUUAUAUACUUCUCAAUGUCUUUUUGGCUAUUGCUGUUGAUAAUUUGGCUGAUACUGGUCAAAUAGAAGAGAAAAAAGAAGAGACAGAUAAUGGUGAUAAAUCAAAUAAUAAUGAAAAUGAAGUUACCAGAAGUGAAGAUAUAAUUGAAGGAGAAAGAGAUAAAGAUAAUAGAAUUUAUCAAUCAAUAGAUGAUCGUAAAACAUCUACUACUACAACUACAAUUAUCAAUACAGAAAGUAAAUUAACUGAAGUACAUCAUGAAUUUAAUGAUGUUACACAAUUAUUAGAUCAGUUAAAUUUAGAUCCAAUCAAUGAAGAAGGUGAUGCUGAUCGACGCUUAUUUGAUCGAGAAGAUAAACGAAGAACAGAUGAUAUGGAUGAUGAUGGUGAUGAUUUAAAAGAAGAUCAAAGUAGAGAUAGUCAUGAUGAUAAUGAUAAUGAUGAUGAUAGAAGUGUAGAUGAAAAUGAUAAAAUGAAAGAUACAACUAGUUCUAGACGUCAUUCAGAAAUUAGUUCAACAAAGAAAAUAAAACCAAUACCAAAUGCAUCUUCAUUUUUUAUAUUUAAUCCAACUAAUCCAUUUCGUGUAGCAUGCCAUGAAGUUUGCAAUCACAGUUAUUUCAAUAACAUUGUACUUGUAUGUAUCUUAGUUAGUAGUGCAAUGCUUGCAGCAGAAGAUCCAUUAGAUGCAUCAUCUGCACGUAAUCAGAUUUUGAACUACUUUGAUUAUUUUUUCACUUCUGUGUUUACAGUGGAGAUUACUCUGAAGAUAAUUACUUAUGGUCUGGUAUUACAUAAGGGAGCAUUUUGUCGAAGCGCAAAUAAUAUGUUGGAUUUUAUGGUAGUUCUUACAUCAAUUAUUUCUUAUCCAAUUGAUAUUGAUACAAUAUCUGUGGUUAAAAUACUUCGAGUCUCUAGAGUUUUACGACCUUUAAGAGCAAUUAAUAGAGCAAAAGGUUUGAAACAUGUCGUCCAAUGUGUUGUAGUUGCUGUAAAAAGUAUUGGUAAAAUAAUGAUGGUUACCUUUUUGCUUGAAUUUAUGUUUGCUGUUAUUGGUGUACAACUAUUUGCAGGAAAAUUUCAUUCUUGUACAGAUAGUUCACGUCUUGUACCAAGUCAAUGUCAUGGUCAAUACAUCACAUAUGAAUUGGGCGAUAUAAGUCGACCUGUAGUCUUAGCACGUGUAUGGUUAAAUAAUCCAUUGAAUUUUGACAAUGUACCAAAUGCUAUGUUAACUUUAUUUGCUGUGUCAACAUUUGAAGGUUGGCCUGGUCUUCUUUAUAGAUCUAUUGAUUCAUAUGCUGAAGAUUAUGGAAGUGUUUAUAAUAAUAGACCAAUAGUUGUUAUCUUCUAUGUAGCUUAUAUUAUUGUAAUAGCAUUUUUUAUGAUUAAUAUAUUUGUUGGUUUUGUUAUUGUAACAUUUCAACAAGAAGGUGAACAAGAAUAUAGAAAUUGUGAACUAGAUAAAAAUCAACGUAAAUGUAUUGAAUUUGCAUUGAAAGCUAGACCAGUGAAACGUUAUAUACCAAAAGAAAAUUUUCAAUAUCGUAUAUGGUGGUUUAUUACAUCACAACCAUUUGAAUAUUGCAUUUUUAUUUUUAUAUUAAUUAAUACAAUCUCAUUGGCAAUGAAAGUUGAAGGACAACCAAAUGCUUAUGCAGAUGCAUUAGACUAUUUAAAUAUGAUAUUUACUGGUGUAUUUACUGUGGAGUUCGUGCUCAAGUUAACAGCUUUUGGUUUUAAGAAUUAUUUUAGUGAUCCAUGGAAUGUAUUCGAUUUCAUUAUUGUUGUUGGUAGUUUCGUUGAUAUUAAUAUGUCACAUCUUGCGGCAAAUUCAAAAUUUAUCAGUAUUAAUUUCUUUCGUUUAUUUCGUGUAAUGCGAUUGGUUAAAUUAUUAAAUCGUGGAGAAGGUAUCCGGACACUUCUAUGGACAUUUGUGAAAUCAUUUCAGGCAUUACCCUACGUUGCUCUAUUAAUCAUCAUGUUAUUUUUUAUAUACGCUGUAAUUGGAAUGCAAAUGUUUGGUAAAAUUGCAUUAAUCAAUCCAGAUAGUUCAAUAAAUCGUAAUAAUAAUUUUCAAACAUUUCCACAAUCUUUAUUAGUACUAUUUCGUUCUGCAACUGGUGAAGCUUGGCAAGAAAUAAUGUUAAGCUGUGUUAACGAUCACACUGUCAAAUGUGAUAGAUUUUCGGAUACUGAAAUGAAAGCCAUACGAAGUUUUUUAGAUGAACAACAACAUAUUAUUUUAACGAACACUUCAUCAACACAACAUAUUCUUGUAAAACAAAAUGGUAACAUUUCAACGGAAUCCUCAACACAUUUUCUAACGUCUAUAGAUGAUGUAACAGAAUAUAAUCAACCUUCAGUGUCACUUUAUAGUCAUGAACGUGAUAACCAUUCCAUAUGGGAUGCAUUGAACAAUGGAUUGAUAGAUAAUAAUCAUAAUUCUUUAUUUGCUUAUUCACAUCCUUCCAAUUUACUAGCAGUAGAAAAUCCUACAAUAGAAAAAGAAUGGUCUUCUUCAUUUCCAUCGGUUGAAAACAUACAUCCACCAGAUGAUGUUAUUUAUUCACCAGAUUUUGUAACUAGAUAUAGACAAAGUAGGGAAAUUAAUGAUCAAAAUGCAACUGUUUCUUCCAUUUCAACACAACUAUCAUUGUCUUCAUCAUUAAAACCAGUUCAUAUCCAACCUAUGCAUUCAUCUGUUGAAGAGCUUGAUGAAAGAACUAUUAGUUUGAAGAAGUUAGAUGAAUUAGGAUACAAUGGACCUCGUGCAACUUGUGGAUCAAAUUUUGCCUAUCCAUAUUUUAUUUCUUUCUAUAUGGUUUGUUCCUUCCUUAUUAUCAACUUAUUUGUUGCUGUUAUAAUGGAUAACUUUGAUUAUUUAACACGGGAUUGGUCAAUAUUAGGUCCACAUCAUUUAGAUGAAUUUAUACGUUUAUGGUCAGAAUAUGAUCCUGAAGCAAAAGGAAGAAUUAAACAUCUUGAUGUAGUUACUCUUCUUCGUAAAAUAUCUCCUCCAUUAGGAUUUGGUAAAUUAUGUCCUCAUCGUACUGCAUGUGUAACUUUAGUACGUAUGAACAUGCCCUUGAAUAGUGAUGGAACUGUAAUGUUUAAUGCAACACUAUUUGCUUUAGUUAGAACUAAUUUAAAAAUAAAAACUGAAGGUGCUGCAAUUGAUCAAUUGAAUGAAGAGCUUCGUGCUGUAAUUAAAAAAAUAUGGAAAAGAACAAGUAACAAACUAUUAGAUCAACUUGUUCCUCCAGCAGGUGGUAAUAAUGAUGUAACAGUUGGUAAAUUUUAUGCAACAUUUUUAAUACAAGAAUGGUUUCGUAGAUGGAAACAAAAAAAAGCUGAAGAACAAAAAGCUUUAUUACAUGGACAGGGGAAAAGACAUUCAAUAAUGCCAUUCAAAAGUUUUGGAAAGCCAACAACUGGCCCUCUUGAAACACAAAAUACUUCAAUGAAUAUUUUAUUACCUCCAUCUGAAGAAACAAGUAAACGUGGAAGUUCUGGUAGCCUAGGUGAUGGUGAUACGCAUCAUAGUUUAUUAGACUCUGUGAAAAAUGUUAUACAUCGAGUAGGUAGCUCAAGGCGUCAUUCAGAAAUUUCACAAUGUAAUGAACGUGAAAAGAUAUUACAUUCAUAUAAACCUUCAUUAGAGUCAAUAGAUAAAAAGUUAUCAAUGAUAUCUAAUGAUCAUUUACAAUCAAAUCAAACAACAAAGUUGAACACUUCAAAGUUAUUGAUUCCUGAUCAUUUAAAUUCUACAGCACAAAGGAUAAUGUUACCAACAAUUAGUCAAGGUAGUCAUGAAGAUGAAGAUAUUGACAAUGGUGAAAUUGGAGGUUUGAAUAAAUUAAUGAAUGGAAACAUUAUGAACAUAGAGAAGUUUAAUACCUCUAAUGGCAAAUAUCAUUCUAUUAAUCCAAGCAAAAGAAUUGAAAAUGGAUACACGGUUAAUGGUUUACCACAAAAACAAUAUCCAUUAAAAACAACUGAUUGGAAUACUACUAUUUAUACGGAUAGAAAUAAUCCUAAAAAUCGACCUUUAAUACAUGGAUCAAAUUCUGCAUUAUGUAAAUUGACAGACUUUUCAGAUGUUCCUUAUACACAUGAUCCAGUUCUAUCUAUUUCAUCUUUAUAUAAAUCAAAUAAAUAUAAUAAAUCAAAAUCUAUUAAUCUUAUAAAUGAACUUCAAAAUGAAGGAAACGAUUUAACUAAUUUAAUUACUCUACAUGAUAAUAUAAAUGAACGAAAUAGUAGAUCUGAUGAUAUUGAAGAAGCAGAAGAAGCAGAAGAUGAUGAUGAUGAUGAUGAUGAUGAAGAGGAUUUAUUUACAACAAUAAGAAGUGAAACACCUAGUCCAGCACCAUCUAUUGCUGCAGCUAUUCUUCGACCAAAUUAUUAUCCUAAUUUAUUAGAAAAUAAAUCAAUAAAACAUAGGAAUACAAUUAAUCCUUUAGAUUUUACAGUUUAUACUAGUAUACCAAGAAAUUUAAUUAUGAAUAAAUUAAUGAAUAAAUAUGGGAAUACUAGUGGAUAUUCUAAUGGUACAGUUAAUAAAGAUUUGGAAGAAUUAUUGGAUUUACCUAAGACAAUGUGGACCGCUUGUUUACCAGAUGUCCAGCCAGUAAAUGGAAAUUCUCACUCUACUCGAGGUCUUAAAAAUUACAAACGUCAACUACCUCAAAUACCUUCAGAGGUUAAUAAAACAGAUGCUAGAGAUACUUCUGACCUUUGUCAAAUAUCCACGUCUACGGGAAUAAAAGGAAGGGAUUCUCUAUUAUCAGAUGUCUUGAAGAUGAAUACUACAAAAUCCGGUCUUAUGCGUACACCACAAACGAAUGAAAAGUCUCAAAUCAAUGAGGAUAUUUCUGUCAUUCCAUAUCAACCACCAUCAAUUGAUCCACAUGGGCCUGCACCUAAUCCUCCUGUAUAUUGUUCAUCAUUUACUGAACCCAUUAUGUGGUCCCCAAGGCAUGAUAUGGAAGCUACUGGAAUUAAUAGAGAAUUAUCUCAAAUUUAUUUAAAACAACCUACAACUCCACGACAAAACUGGUUAAAUCAGCUUGUUAUUAAUGAUUUAAAUGAAUCUGAUUUAAUUAUGAAUUAUAAAUCGAUUGAAGAUGAUUGGACACAUCUUGAUCUUCCAUUACAACAUUUAGCACCAUCAUCAUCAUCACCACCACCUCCACCAGCACCUAAACCAAUUUUAUUAAAUAUUAAUGAAGAUUUAUCUAAAUUCAAUUAUUAG